Messenger RNA from Dunckerocampus dactyliophorus (ringed pipefish), 1235 nucleotides. It is a transcript of the gene hmgb1a, whose product is annotated as high mobility group box 1a. The record is from RefSeq and is a predicted model, not a curated record. The transcript is spliced from 5 exons. Lineage: Eukaryota; Metazoa; Chordata; Actinopteri; Syngnathiformes; Syngnathidae. Gene Ontology annotation, cellular component: nucleus. Bases 140 to 766 code for a protein of 208 amino acids. Gene Ontology annotation, molecular function: DNA binding, bending. Gene Ontology annotation, biological process: regulation of transcription by RNA polymerase II.
GCGACCGAGCACCGUGGAGAGUAAUGCUGGAGAAGCUGGGAGUGAAGACACUGCGUAUCGCCUCACACAGCCAGCCAUUGCCAGCAUUGAGAGCCAGCCUCAGUCUUCUGAUUUUGUGCUGUAGGUGUUUUCCGCCAGGAUGAGGAAAGAUCCCACCAAGCCCAGGGGCAAGAUGUCGUCCUAUGCCUUUUUUGUGCAGACCUGCCGGGAGGAGCACAAGAAGAAGCAUCCCGACGCGUCGGUCAACUUCGCCGAGUUCUCCAAGAAGUGCUCUGAGAGAUGGAAGACCAUGUCUGCCAAGGAGAAGGGCAAGUUUGAGGACUUGGCCAAGCAGGACAAGGCACGCUACGAGCGGGAGAUGAUGAACUACACCCCUGCUGGCAGGGGUGGCAAGAAGAAGAAGUUCAAGGACCCCAAUGCCCCCAAGAGGCCCCCAUCAGCCUUCUUCAUCUUCUGCUCCGAGUUCCGCCCCAAGGUGAAGAGCGAGAGCCCCGGCCUGACCAUCGGGGAUGUGGCCAAGAAGCUGGGCGAGAUGUGGAACGGCACCGCCUCCGAGGACAAGCAGCCCUACGAGAAGAAGGCGGCCAAGCUGAAGGAAAAGUACGAGAAGGACGUGGCCGCGUACCGCGCCAAGGGCAAGGUGGGCGGCGGCGCUCCGGCCAAAGCGGCGGCUAAGGCGGAGAAGAAGGAUGACGAUGACGAUGAAGAUGAUGAUGAGGAUGACGACGAGGAAGAGGAGGAUGAUGACGAGGAUGACGACGAGUAGAGGUGUUGUUUGUAAAGCAUUUAAGCCCCUUGUACACACUUCACUUACUGAAAGAAAUCCAUUAGUACCAGAGGGGUGACAAAAAAAAAGAAAAAGGCUGUGUAUAUCAGUUGUUUUUAUGCUGUACAGUUUUUUUUUCUCCUUUUUGUAUAGUUAACACUACACACGUUUGGUGUCUGUGUCUUCUUUCUCCAGCGCUACUUCCUAUCCUGCCUGGGUCAGCCUAAAGGGGGCGGGGCUUACAGUAUUUAGCCUAGCUAGACGUGCACAGCACAUAAAAAAAAAUGUUUAGAUCUGAGUGUUUUCUUGUUUUUUUUUCUGUGUUUUUCAUUUUCAUGUUAUCACAAUUGACGUAUCACAGUUUUACUGAUCUUUAUGUACCACUGUAAUAGCAAAAGAAGAAAAAAAAGCCUUGUUUAUUGUUAAAAAUUAAAUUGCUUCUGAUGUCAAUAAACAUUUUUUUAAUAAA